GAAAGGAAACCGAACACCAAAAGAUAAGGAAAGGAAAGCCCUUUAACCCCCCAUUAGAAGGAACAUAGGACAUAGGCCUGGAUAGAGCCCCAAAACCUGAUGGCAACAACAACCAUAGAAGCAGCAGCAGCAGCGCCGUCCGCCCAGCCGCAGCAGCAGCAGCAGCAGCCGCCCGCUGUACACCUGUCCGCCGCUGCAGACCAUCUGUCCGCCAACAGAAGCAGCAGCUGCAGCAACAACAACAACAACAACCUCAGCGGCAGCAGCCGCAGCAGCAGUCGCAGCAGCAGCAACAGCAGCAGCAACAACAACAAUUCGAACCAGAACCAAAAACAAAAACAAAACCAGAAAUCGAUCCCCAUCAAGAUACCCCUGUGCGAGCGAUUCUCAUCGCAGACCUCGACAGGAUCGGCGGACAGCGGUGUGAUCGUCUCGAGUGCCUCGCAGCAGACGCUGCUGCAGCAGUUGCCGCCGGUGCGCAGCAGCAGCGGCUCCCUGAGCCUCCACGGAGCGCAACCCAAGUGGCAGAAGCGUCGCCAGUUGCUCAGUCAGGACAGUGGCAUCGAGCAUGUUGGCGGGGGCAGCACUGGAGCAGGCGGAGGAGGAGCUGGGACGGGGGCGCGGCCACGGCCAGGACAAGGAGCGCCUGCCGUGUCGGCGGAAGCUGGUGGCGAGGGCACCGGCGGACAGUCGACAAGCAGCAGUGAAUCGCUGGGCAGCGCCGGCGGCGGAUCCGAACCGGCGGGUGGACGCAUGCGCGCAGCCUCCGCCCUGGAGCUGAGCAGCGUGGGCGGUGGAGGAGGAGGCAAUGCCCUGCGCCGGAUCAAGUACAAGAGCACCAAUAGCACCGGCACCCAGGGAUUCGAUGUGGAGGAUCGCAUCGAUGAGGUGGAUAUCUGUGAUGACGAUGACGAUGAUGAUGAUGAUGAUCUCCACUUAGUGGAGCACGAGGAUGAGGAGGAGGAGGACGAUGGUGUGGCUGUGGAUGAUGAUCCCGAGGAGGCAGACACCCAGUCGGACACACAGUCUGGCAUAGUAAUCAACAUGGGCGGCAAAGGCAGUGGCACAGGCAGUGGCAGGAACAGCAGCGAAAAGGAUCAGCCAUCGGAUCAGCCACUGCCACUCGACAAGGCACCCCUGACGGUGGCCGCAGCGGCAGCCAAGAGGCGUGACAUCAAGAGUCUUGCCACCGAUGGCCACAUCUACUUUCCGCUGCUGAAGAUCAGCGAGGAUCCGCACAUUGAUGCGCGUCUGAUCAACCGCAAGGACGGACUGCAGGACACCAUGUACUAUCUGGAUGAGUUCGGCAGCCCCAAGCUGCGCGAGAAGUUCGCACGGAAGCAGAAGCAGCUGCUGGCCAAGCAGCAGAAGGCACUCCUUAAGCGGGAGCGCGAGGAGCAGCGCAAGAAGCGCAACACCACGGUGGCCUCCAAUCUGGGCGCCAGCGGGGUGGACACCACCAAAGAACACUGUGAUACACUAGCCAUGUCCCCCCAUGGCACAGCGCGCGGAACAACGAUCCACAAGCGCAGCUCCGACCCCAAUCAGCAUUCGCAUCUCGAUGAGGAUGAGGAUGAGGAUGUGCAGUUCGGUGUGGUCGCCGACGAUGACGAGGACCAGCUGCACAUGGAUGCGGUGAAGCUGCGCGGUCGCAGCCACAGCCAAGGCAACAACCACUACGAUGCUACCAGCAACAACAACACCCGCCACCCACACAAAGCCCCCACACACCGUCACACCCAUGCCAAUGGGGAGCAGCAUGGGCAGGAUAUGGAGGAGGACAUCGAGCAGGGGGCCGAGCCCGCUUUCGAUGGCGAUAGCCUCGAUGACAACGUUAAGACUGCCACAAAGCUAUCCAGAACGCAGUCGUGCGUUAGCUGGACCAAAGUGGUGCAAAAGUUUAAGAAUAUUUUAGGUCGCGAUGGUUCCAAAAUUACAACAGUUGUUGCAACACCCGGCCAGGGCACCGAUCGCGUUCAAGAGGUCUCCUACACAGACACAAAGGUCAUCGGCAAUGGCAGCUUCGGCGUGGUAUUCCAGGCCAAGCUCUGCGACACCGGCGAACUGGUGGCAAUCAAAAAAGUUUUACAAGACAGACGAUUUAAGAAUCGCGAAUUGCAAAUAAUGCGCAAGCUGGAGCAUUGUAAUAUCGUGAAGCUUUUGUACUUUUUCUAUUCGAGCGGUGAAAAGCGUGAUGAAGUAUUUUUGAAUUUAGUCCUCGAAUAUAUACCAGAAACCGUAUACAAAGUGGCUCGCCAAUAUGCCAAAACCAAGCAAACGAUACCAAUCAACUUUAUUCGGCUCUACAUGUAUCAACUGUUUAGAAGUUUGGCCUACAUCCAUUCGCUGGGCAUUUGCCAUCGUGAUAUCAAGCCACAGAAUCUACUGCUCGAUCCCGAAACGGCCGUGCUGAAGCUGUGUGACUUUGGCAGCGCCAAGCAGCUGCUGCACGGUGAGCCGAAUGUCUCGUACAUCUGCUCCCGGUAUUAUCGCGCACCCGAGCUAAUAUUCGGCGCCAUUAAUUAUACAACAAAGAUCGAUGUGUGGAGUGCCGGCUGCGUUCUGGCUGAACUGCUGCUGGGCCAGCCAAUCUUCCCUGGCGACUCUGGUGUCGAUCAGCUGGUCGAGGUCAUCAAGGUCCUGGGCACACCGACAAGAGAACAAAUACGCGAAAUGAAUCCAAACUAUACGGAAUUCAAGUUCCCACAAAUUAAGAGUCAUCCAUGGCAGAAAGUUUUCCGUAUACGCACUCCGACAGAAGCUAUCAACUUGGUGUCCCUGCUGCUCGAGUACACGCCCAGCGCUCGGAUCACACCGCUCAAGGCCUGUGCACAUCCGUUCUUCGAUGAGCUGCGCAUGGAGGGGAACCACACCUUGCCCAAUGGCCGCGACAUGCCGCCACUAUUUAACUUCACAGAUCACGAGCUCUCGAUACAGCCCAGCUUAGUGCCGCAGUUGUUGCCAAAGCAUCUGGCAAAUCGCUCCUCGGCCGGUGGGCAGGCAGCUGCCGGUGCCGUAAGUGGCUCCACCAGCGUCUCCUCAACGGGCAGCGGCGCCUCUGCGGACGGUGCCGCCCAGGCUCAGGCAGGCGGGACAGCAGGAUCAUCAGCAGCCGGUUCCGGAUCGGGAUCGGGAGCACCAGGGGCCGCCGCUGCAGCCGCCGGUGGAUCGGCGACCGGCUCGAAUGCCGGUGGUCAAGGAAACAAUAGCAAUCCCGGCUCCGGUGCGCCGUCCGCCGUGGCAGCUGCCCCGGCUGCCCAACAGGCAAACUCUGGCGGCGCUGCAGCCGGCGGUGGCGGAGGUGGUGCGGCGGGUGCUGCCACUGCAGCCGGCUCCGUAGCUGCGACCAAUGCUGGUGGCGCCAACGUGACAGGCUCACAGUCUAACAGCGCUCUGAACAGCAGCGGCGGCACGGCCAAUGGCAACGGCAGCGGAAAUGGCGAAACUGCAGCAGCAUCAGCAGCAGCAGCAACCAGAAGCAGCACCACAGAGACGACGACAACAGUCGCUACCUUCGACAUCCUUUGGCUGUGGCGGCAGCAGCAGAAAAUCCCCACACAGACCACCACCUCCUGCCCAAGCGGAGACCCAAGCGUUGUCCGUGCCUGAACCGGAGCCCGUGGCAAGCAACAGCAUCGGCGUCGUCACAGCUGAGGCAGAAACACAAGCAGCAGCAACAGCAGCGACAGCGGUAGGAUUGCAGCAGCAGCUGUCUACCUGGAGCCUAGGCAGUCUUAGCGGCGGUCGCCUCAAUUGGAGCUUUUCGGCAGCUCGCAAUUCCUUUCGGCAUCGCAACAAGGCCACACGCAAGAG
Messenger RNA from Drosophila subobscura, 3813 nucleotides. It is a transcript of the gene sgg, whose product is annotated as protein kinase shaggy. The transcript has 11 exons. Gene Ontology annotation, molecular function: protein serine/threonine kinase activity; ATP binding. NCBI's taxonomy places the organism in Eukaryota, Metazoa, Arthropoda, Insecta, Diptera, Drosophilidae. Gene Ontology annotation, biological process: signal transduction; negative regulation of canonical Wnt signaling pathway; protein phosphorylation. The record is from RefSeq and is a predicted model, not a curated record. Gene Ontology annotation, cellular component: cytosol; axon; nucleus. Bases 100 to 3609 code for a protein of 1169 amino acids.